Messenger RNA from Mesorhabditis belari, 2934 nucleotides. The record is from the annotation of a GenBank genome assembly. NCBI's taxonomy places the organism in Eukaryota, Metazoa, Nematoda, Chromadorea, Rhabditida, Rhabditidae.
AUGCUGUGGUGGCUUGUGGUUGGCACGCUUUGUGCCACAACUGCAGCUCUUCGCCUCCAUCAGCACACUUCAUCCCCUGAACAAUGUGUCGACCUUCAAUGCCCGGUCAUGUCAUUUGAUUAUGGCCGAAAAAAGCUGGUAAACGAGGAAACAUUGAGUGAGGAGCCGUGCAGGAAUUGUCAACAAUGUACAGCUGCUGGAUAUAGCGUUUGCCUGAAGCCGAGGGUGCUAAAUCGAGCGAAACGACAAGCCACAUUACAACAGAUGCCGACCUGCUCCUGCGCCCAUUCAGUCCCAGCCAAUUGCCACAACGAACUCUCCCGUACCACCCAUCCCGCUAAUAUCACCAUGCAACUCUAUAAUGUUUGCUAUGCGUCAUCUCUCCAAGCUCCUGCCGCUCCUCUAGCCUUAAACUCGCCAAAGAGCGUCAUUGUGACAGUGGAGCCAUUCUGGGAAGAACCGUAUUGGAAAGAAUUGGACUUGGAGAAUCUCACACUCACAUACAAUUACAAUGUUAAGGUCCCAGAGCAUUGUGAUGGUGAUUUGACGACAAAAGAGAUCGACGGAGACGCAAUUCACACAUGCACGGCACAACUGAAGAUCGGAAUGAAUACUGAGGAUCGAACGGGAGAAGAAGAUUAUGAACAUUCGGAGAACUCAAUGUACGACGAUGAUCUUCCACCCGAAGUCGACUUUGACCGUGAUGUUUUUGCCGGCGCAAAAACGGUCAACUUCUCGUAUAAAGUGAGCGUGCGACGGCCAAGACAACUCAAAGUUCGGCCUGGUUCAUCAGAUCCAUUUGAAGACACGGGAACGGUUGUCGAAUCGGAAACUCUCAUUCAUGAGAUGAAACCCGAGAUUUUUGGAAAUGGAAUGGAAGAAGCUAAAGCUAAAUCUCAAAAAGGAGAGGAAAAAGAAGAAGAGAAAGAGGAGGAGAAAGAGAAAGAGAAAACACAUGAUGAUACACCGACGGAGGGAGAACAAGAAGAAGAGGAAGCGAUUAGUGAAGAGGAGGGAGAAGGGCCAGAGAACUUGCCGGGCACCGAUUUCUUUAGUGAUGACAAAUCAAAGGAUAAGAAAAUGACGGAUGAAGAGAAAAAGGAAGAGGAAGAAGAACAGAAAGAGGAAGAGAUUGAGGAGAAAGAGGCUGAAGAAAUUGGAGAAGAAGAAAGGAAAGAAGAGGAGAAAGAAGAGAAAGAGGAAAUGGAACAGAGGGGGAAAGAAGAGAAUGAGGAGGAGGAGAAGGAGGAGAAGGAGGAGAAGGAGAAGAGUGGAGAUGAGAAGACGAAAGAGGAGGAUGGAGAAGAGAAAGACAAGGAGGAAGAGCAUAAGGAAGCCGUCAAGGAGGAAGAAAAGGAUGAGAAAUCGAAGGAAGAAGAAAAAGUGUUGUCAGGAGAUGAUGAAGAGAAAAAAGAAGAAGAUAAAUUGAUUGAUGAAAAGGAAGAGAAAGAAGAAAAGGAAGAAAAAGAAGAAAAGGAAGAGAAAGAAGAAAAAGAUGAGGAAGAAGAAAAGAAAAACGAGGAAAAUGGAUCGGGAAGUGAUGAAGGAGAUGAUGGAGAAGGAGAUGAAACUGAAGAAGGGAAACAAUGGUAUCAACACAUCAAAGAUUUCUUUGCCACUGAGCCUCGAUUGAAUUUGGCAAGAUGGGUGUUUAUUGUGACGAUUGUUGCGUGCACUCUUCUGAUUUGCACUGUGUGCUUGAGGAGACGAUGCAUGGCGAGGAAUAAGCGCCAUCAAAAGACAGCAAACGGAGUUCGCUACGAGGCCACAGCCACUUCGUCCCUUCCACAAACUUCUUCUGAUAAACAUCACAGUGGACAUCAAUUGGAAAAUCCCCUCAAACAACCGCUCAUCGAUCCCGAGAUGGAAAAAGAGGGAAUUAUGGAGACGAGUAUCGAUGAGCUCACAUACAGAUACAACUCAACAACUCUUUCCUUGAAGAACCUAGCAGCGAAUGAUCUCGAGAUUUGCGCGCUAAUAGGCCGAGGUCGUUUCGGGUCGAUUCAUCGGGGAAUGCUGCACACAGAAAGGGGUGGAAUGAGAGAUGUCACUGUGUAUUGGUUACAAGCCCCCGGUGCACUCUCAUCGAACGAAAUGAGAGCCUUGGUAAGGGGACUCGAAUUGGGAGUCCAAUCAGCUACCUCAUCCACUCAUAUCUCUAUUCAUGGAAUAUCAUAUAACAAUGAAGCAAGCCUUGUUGUAUUGGAUCCUUUAUGGGAACCCGAUUUAAGAGCCGUUCUCCGUGAGUCAAGAAGUGCUCGGUUUGCGUCGGAAAAUCUGCGAUCUGCCUCUUUUCUCUCAGCUGAACGUUUAUUUUCAAUUAUGAAAGAGAUCUCGAUUGGUGUGAAAACAUUGGUGUCGAAAAAGGUUUUCCAUCAGAGUCUCUGUGCGGCGAAUAUUCUCGUCGGAGAGAGAGGACAUAUAAAAAUCAGCGGCUUCGGACUGGCCGAGCAUCGGUCCUUGACGGCGAGAAAAGACGAGAAGACUCCUCGUUUAAUCCGAUGGCAAUCCCCUCGAGUACUCAAUCUUCAAACAACAGAAACCCCUCGAUUCGAGGAAGCCGAUCUCGUCUGGUCACUCGGAAUUCUUCUAUGGGAAAUUGCGUCUUUAGGUGGCACGCCUUAUGCGAAAAUUCGAAACGAAAGCGAGUUGCGAGUGAGAAUACCGAAUGAAACGGCGAAAAUCGAGCAUCCAUCUUAUGUCGAUUUACCAUUAAGACAAUUGAUUGACGAAUGUUUGCAAGUGGAUGCGACAAAAAGAAUCGAUCUCGAGAGUCUCAUCAAAAGGAUUGAGUGUCUCACGUUGGAGGCAUCGAAACAACUCCUUUUGGUUCUCCCAUUCGACUCAGAGCCUCCAUCAGACACUCCGAGAAGAACGGGAAGCUCAAAUCGAGCUGAGACUUUCGAAUAUUCACCCGUUGUGCUUCCAUUAGAA